This is a messenger RNA of Carassius gibelio (silver crucian carp), 1076 nucleotides long. RefSeq names its product urotensin II-related peptide (gene urp2). The transcript is spliced from 5 exons. The record is from RefSeq and is a predicted model, not a curated record. Gene Ontology annotation, biological process: regulation of blood pressure; blood vessel diameter maintenance. Gene Ontology annotation, molecular function: hormone activity. NCBI's taxonomy places the organism in Eukaryota, Metazoa, Chordata, Actinopteri, Cypriniformes, Cyprinidae. Gene Ontology annotation, cellular component: extracellular region. The coding region runs from base 43 to 906 and encodes 287 amino acids.
CGUUCAUUUAGCUCGAGGGUCUCACUUUCAGGUCACUGAGAUAUGUUGAAACUACUGACCACCGUUGCUCUGUUGACUGUCACCUCAGUGUUGGAUGCUGCUCCGUUAAUGCCUGGACAACCAGAUGCCUUUGAAGAACCAGCUGAUGGAGGUACACGAAGAACUGCCGCGGACAUUCAGGAAAACGCAGCACGAGUAACGAGGAUUUUAGAGAAACUACUGAAGACCAGACCAAUGACGAUAUUUCCCGACGGAGAUGGAAAGACCGUAGUGAUGAGAGCUUUAGACGAAAUAAUUACAGCUACAAGUAACCCAGAUAUCAGAGACAGAACCUCAGGCACUGGUGUCAAUAAUCCAUUAAAGACACUAACACUGCUUUCUGAUGGUCACGAGGAGAUUCUGCCAGCGCCCGGCGGCCGAGAUGGAUCUCUGAGGAUUGACCGCACAACCAGUUCACCCGAUUCCCAGCGGCAAAUGGAGAAGAGCAGACGGUUCAGACGGUCAAAGGUGAAUGAUUCAGACGAAAACGACGUGCCUGCAUCAGCAGCUGAACGAUCUGAUCCCAUCACGGGGGAACCGGGCGCUCGAGAGGAGCUGGUGAAGAUGCUGAGUGCACUCGAAGAGCUUCACAAGUUAAUGAACAGCACCCUGAGCCAUCGAAUCACCAUCAUGACCAGAGGAAAUGGCAACGGACGAAGUACCGGGAAGAAGAACAAAAUGGUAGUGACAGAUGGAAGCCUGAAAUCCACCACAGCGUCCACUAUAGACAGUGGUGGGAUUUCACCGAUGGCCAGCACUGACCAAAUGGAUCCCAAGCUCAACGGAAAAGCCUUUAAAAAGUCUCUUCCAUCAACUAAGAAAACCAACAAGAGAGUGUGCUUCUGGAAGUACUGCUCUCAGAACUGAGUAGAGCAACGCAUUUCUCCAGCAUUUCACCCAGCAACAAAUCCUGCUCUCAAACAUAGAUGCGGACCAUCAAUAACACCACUGACCCCUCUGACCUCUGUGACGUGUGUACCUUUGACUUUGUGCACGAAAUGCUCUUAAUUUUCGAUCCACAAUGUCUUUGUUGUUGC